Messenger RNA from Solanum verrucosum, 279 nucleotides. Its product is annotated as heavy metal-associated isoprenylated plant protein 30-like. The coding region runs from base 1 to 279 and encodes 92 amino acids. NCBI's taxonomy places the organism in Eukaryota, Viridiplantae, Streptophyta, Magnoliopsida, Solanales, Solanaceae. Gene Ontology annotation, molecular function: metal ion binding. The transcript has 2 exons. The record is from RefSeq and is a predicted model, not a curated record.
AUGCAGACAGUUGAAUUGAAGGUAGAGAUGGUUGGAAUACAUGAGAAAAGAGUGAGGAAAUGUCUCUCUAAAUUAAAAGGAAUAGAUAAAGUAGAAGUGGAAGGGAAGAGUGAGAAAGUGGUUGUGAUGGGGUAUGCACACAAAAACAGAAUACUAAAAGCAAUAAGGAGAAGUGGUCUUAAAGCUGAUUUUUGGUCACCUCAAAAUGAACUUCUUCAAGCUUACGCUGCUUCUUACUCUUCUAAUUUCACUUUUAACAAAUUCUCCUUCUUUAAUUAA